This is a messenger RNA of Aricia agestis (brown argus), 1697 nucleotides long. RefSeq names its product acetylcholinesterase-like. The transcript has 3 exons. Bases 5 to 1618 code for a protein of 537 amino acids. The record is from RefSeq and is a predicted model, not a curated record. Lineage: Eukaryota; Metazoa; Arthropoda; Insecta; Lepidoptera; Lycaenidae.
UAAAAUGUUCACGUAUUCGGCCAUACUGUUAGUGAUCAUAAGUCAUGUGGAGCUGAGGCUGCUGGUCCACACGGAGGUGGGCAGCAUACAGGGUGUGCCGGCCGACGACGGGGACUAUGUCAUGUUCCUGGGCAUACCGUAUGCCAGAGUGAACGUCAGCAAUCCAUUUGGAGCAUCUAUUCCCCAUGAAAAAUUCGAUAAACUUUUUGAAGCAUUCAAUGAUUCAGCAAUAUGUCCACAGAUGCAGCAACUUUACUCUAAAACCAACCACCUCUAUGGUGGGAGCCUAGACUGUUUAAAACUAAAUGUAUAUGUGCCUAACUCGAAAACAAUGGACAAAGCUGUUUAUCUUUAUAUUUUUGGGGGCAGGUUUGUUCAUGGUCAUAGUCGAAAGAGCUCAUAUGGACCCAAAUACCUUGUGCGUCACGAUAUAAUAGUAGUUACUAUUAAUUAUAGACUUGGUCCCUACGGUUUCAUGUGUAUGGAUAUUCCUGAAAUACCCGGUAAUCAAGGACUGUGGGACCAGUACAAAGCCAUUAAAUGGGUACGAGAUCAUAUUCGAGCAUUUGGGGGAAACCCCCAAAAAAUUACCAUCGGUGGUCACAGCUCGGGUGCUUUAGUAGUUGACAUGCACCUGCUGACGAAGCAGCCCAGAUUGUUUCAACAAGUUAUACUACAAAGUGGAACUGCCACAAAUCCUGGUUUUGUUGUUCCUUCUAAUACAAAGGCACUCAUUAGUAUUGCUGAAAAGCUCGGAUUUAUAACAAACGAUACAUAUACUGCUCUAUCAUUCUUAGCUAAAGCAGAUCCCGAAACUAUUAUCAAAGCAACUACUGAUGAAUAUAAUUGGAAGCCUUGUAUCGAGAAAGAAUUUGAAGGAGUCGCACCUUUUGUCGUCGAAAAUCCAGAAUUUUCAGGAGAAACUAAUAUCGACGGAGUCAAUAUACUCGGUGGAUUUACAUUCAAAGAAUGCAUUUACAGCUUGUAUAGUCCAACAUAUAAAAAAUUAAUAAGUGAGCCGGAUGUAAUUCUAAGUAGCAUUAAUCGAAAGUUUAAUUUUAAGAAUGACAGUAACUUCAUAAAUGUAGUUAAGCACUUCUACUUAGGAGACGAUACAGAUCGUAAAAGUAAUAAAUAUAAAAUUGUUGACUUUCUUUCCGAUUUCGAUUUUGUUUAUCCUAUACAAAGGCAGUUCAAAAAGUAUGCAAGACACAAAAACACAAACGUAUAUCUCUACAUGUUCUCUUAUGAAGGUCAUCUAAAUAGAAUGAAAAGGCUCUUCAACAUCACUGAUGCCGGAGCAACUCACUUUGAUGAGCUGGGGUAUAUUUUCACAGUGUAUUACAUUCCAGACAUACCAAACAGCAAUGAUCAACGUAAAAUCGACCAAAUGACUACGUUGUGGACCAACUUCAUUAAAUACGGGAACCCAACGCCUGUUCGCACGGAGCUGCUGCCGGUGUCAUGGCCGCCGCUGACCACCGACACGGUGCCGUGUCUGCAGAUCGACUCCAACUUGACCGUCAUCUCGCGACCCUUCCAUAGUAACAUGGCUUUCUGGGACCUGUUUUAUGACGCGAACUUAGAUAAGCUUAAGAUAGUGUCGAAAAAACCAUAAAUUAUGUGUUAACGAUCAGAUAAGUAGUUGUCCGAGAACAAAUAUAAAAAAAUAUAUAUAUAUCCUCCUCCUUUUCAGA